Messenger RNA from Prosopis cineraria, 1180 nucleotides. Its product is annotated as gamma-glutamyl peptidase 5-like. The transcript has 4 exons. NCBI's taxonomy places the organism in Eukaryota, Viridiplantae, Streptophyta, Magnoliopsida, Fabales, Fabaceae. The record is from RefSeq and is a predicted model, not a curated record. Gene Ontology annotation, cellular component: cytosol. The coding region runs from base 218 to 952 and encodes 244 amino acids.
GAUUCCAUUACAGCACAACACAGCAUUGCAUUUCCAGCUUUACUCCUUUCUCUCUCUUCUCAAUUCCCUCGAUCGUCCUCCGCUUUCUCUCUCUAAAAUCUCAGAGGGGGAGAGAGAAUCAUACGGAAGCAGACAAAGGAGGAGGACGAUUGUGCUGUAGGCUCUGCGAUCUGCGAAUCGGAGUGGAAGAGAGAGAUCGGAAAGGAAUCGAUCGGCGAUGGAGGAGGGGCGAUAUGCGGUGUUGAUGUGCGCGGAGGAAUCGGAGUACGUGAGGAAGAGGUACGGAGGGUAUUAUGGAGUGUUUGUGAAAAUGUUGGCGGAGGAGGGGGAGAGAUGGGACGUGUACAGGGUGGCGCGUGGGGAGUACCCGCGGGACGAGGAGGUGAAGCUGUACGACGGAUUUGUAAUCACUGGAAGCUGCAAUGACGCACAUGGAAACGACGCCUGGGUGAGAGAGCUACUUACUUUCCUUAAGAAAUUGGAUUCCAUGAGGAAGAAAGUCCUCGGCGUUUGCUUCGGCCACCAGAUACUUGGUCGAGCAUUAGGAGGGAAGGUGACUCGAUCUCCCACAGGUUGGGACAUCGGUGUCAGAACGGUGACGUUUUCAUCAUCUUCAUCGCUGGCUCUGUCAUCCCUCAAGCUCCCUUCAAGGCUCUCCAUAAUCGAAUGCCAUCGUGAUGAGGUAAGAGAGCUGCCAGCAAAAGCAGAGGUGAUUGCUUGGUCAGAGAAAACAGGAAUAGAGAUGUUCAAGUAUGGAGAUCACAUCAUGGGAAUCCAAGGCCACCCUGAGUACACCAAAGACAUUCUUCUUCACCUCUUGGAUCGACUCAUCCAACACAAUUUCAUUUUGGAAGCGUAUGCGGCCGAGGCGGUGGCGAAACUGGCGUCGCUGGAGCCAGAUAGGGAGGCAUGGAGGAGACUGUGCAUCAGCUUUCUCAAGGGUAGGUUGUGACAAUGCCAUGAGAGAAGAUACUGAGAGUGCGAGAGACGAGACAGGUUUUGCAGGGAAAUUGUUUUGUUUAAGGAAAAAGAAAAUAGUAAUGGGGAGAGAUGAAAGGGUCAGAGAAGAAGUGGGGAGUGAGUCAAUUCAAGGCUUAAUUUGUAAGGGUUGACAGCAUUUUCCUUCAUGAUGAUCAAUUUUAAUUCCACUAUGAGAAAAGUUGUUCUCCUUGUUUAAUGA